AUGUUACUUUUGCUCAUUGCAAACCUGAUUAUUCUUCCGGUUGCUAUUUCAUUUUUUAACGAAGAGCUGACGAUACACUGGAUUGCCUUUAACUGUAUUUCCGAUACAGUGUUUUUGGUGGAUAUUGGAGUCAAUUUCAGGACAGGAAUAAUAAAAAACAACUUCGCAGAUGAAAUUGUGCUUAAUCCCAAAGAAAUUGCCCGACAUUAUGUGAAAACUUGGUUCCUCCUGGAUCUGCUGAGUUCCCUACCUCUGGACUACAUAUAUCUGAUUUUUCACGAAAAUGAGAAUUUCUCACACAUUGUACAGGC
Messenger RNA from Opisthorchis viverrini, 311 nucleotides. RefSeq lists its product as hypothetical. Gene Ontology annotation, cellular component: membrane. Gene Ontology annotation, molecular function: monoatomic ion channel activity. Lineage: Eukaryota; Metazoa; Platyhelminthes; Trematoda; Opisthorchiida; Opisthorchiidae. Gene Ontology annotation, biological process: transmembrane transport; monoatomic ion transport. The transcript is spliced from 2 exons. The annotation marks the transcript as partial. The record is from RefSeq and is a predicted model, not a curated record.